GGGGCGGGCGCAGCGUCUCCAUGGCGACGCGGCGGUGACGUCGCCGCCCGGGGGGCGUGGGCGUCCCGGGCCCGAGUGCGAUAUUAACCCGGGAGGCGGCGGGCGGGGAAGGGGAGAGGCGAGGAGGCCGGGGAGCCGUGCGGGACGGGGAGCCCGGGCUGGGGCCGGGGAGCCGCGGCGCGGCCAGCACCCGGACCCGGGACUGCCUCCCCGCCACCCCUCCCCAGCUGCCCCCAGCCAUGAAGACCCCGGCGGACACAGGCUUCGCCUUCCCGGACUGGGCCUACAAGCCCGAGUCCUCCCCAGGCUCGCGGCAGAUCCAGCUCUGGCACUUCAUCCUGGGCUGGGAAGGGGAAGUACCAGGAUGUCUGCCUGGCAGGGGCACGGAAUUCGUCAUCAAGGACCCGACAGUGGCGCGCCUGUGGGGGGUCCCCGGUGCAACCCCAGAUGAACUCACAAGCUCCCUGCGUUACUACUACAACCGCGCAUCCUCCCACAAGACCAAGCAGGGUUUCACCUACAAGUUCAACUUUAACAAUCAUCUGGUCAACUACCCCUUCAUCGACGUGGGGCUGGCCGGUGGUGGGGCGGGCCUGGGGGAGGCCGGGGCCUCCCCCGGCUCUGACCCCCCGUUUCUCCUCAGGUGGGCCGGCCCGCGGGCGCGCCGCCCGGUGCCCUCGGGGAGGCCCUUCCCUUCCCCCCCUCGGCGGGUCAGGGUGCUGUCCCCCACGGAGGCCGCCUGCCCGCCCGGCCUGCCGGCCUCCUCGUCGCCGUCCCUGUUCUCGGCCGUGGUGGCCCCCCGCCUGGGCCGGGGCUGAUCCCAGCGACUGCAGCGUGGCACCCGGAACUGGAGGAGGCCCUGGUGGGGACCCAGGGCCCGCCCCCGGGGCCCCGGCUGGGGCGCCUUCCGGGGGGCCCCCCCGCCCCCGGCCGGUGUCUUCCGGGUGUGCCCGGGCCCCGAGGCGGGCCCUGAGCCCUUCCCUGUCCCCCUGGGCCCUGGCUCCCUCUCCCCCCAGCUCUCCCCGGCCUCCCGUGACCCCACCCACCUGGCCUCGCCCUUCCCCCACGCGAGCCCCUGGCCCGUGGGGCGGCGGUUCGGGGGGGCUCCCACUUCUUUUCGGGGGACGGGCCUCAGGCCCACACCCGGGUCACAACACCACCUCAGCCCCUUCCUCCUCCCCGGGCUGGUGGUCCCCAGCGGCCCGGACAAGUGCCCGCUCCGCCCCUGGCCCCCAGGCCCGCCCGCCCCUCGGCCUCUUCCCUCCUCCUCGUCCUCCCCGUCUUCCCCUUCAAGUUCAACUGCAGCCCCGCCCCUGGGCCGCCGGGCGGGGGGCCCGGGGCCGAAGGCAGCGGGGGGGCGUCCCCGGCCCCUGGCCCGGCCCCCAGUCAGGGGUGGGCCCAUCCCGAGGGAGUCGGGGAAGUGGAGGUGCCGACAUCAGCCCGGCAGGGGCGCGGGCGACGGCGGGGAGGGCAAGCCCCCCUUCGGGCCCCCAACUCCCCGGGGCAAGCACCCCCUCUUUCGACCCCUUCCCUUUAAGGGCGCACCCGCCUUCCAACAAGAACUGGGGCGGAAUCUGAGGCAGCAGCCCCCUCUCCCGAACCCCCUAAACAUCCGUGUGCUUGCGGGGGACAGUGAGAAAAGUCUGAUUGCCAGCAUUCCGUGGGUGCGCGGGGAGGUAGCACGAAGUGCAGAAGAGAGAAAUGGAGACUACAUUUCCCGGCAUUCCUGA
This is a messenger RNA of Sarcophilus harrisii (Tasmanian devil), 1730 nucleotides long. It is a transcript of the gene ERF, whose product is annotated as ETS2 repressor factor. Gene Ontology annotation, cellular component: nucleus. The record is from RefSeq and is a predicted model, not a curated record. Gene Ontology annotation, molecular function: sequence-specific DNA binding; DNA-binding transcription factor activity, RNA polymerase II-specific. Lineage: Eukaryota; Metazoa; Chordata; Mammalia; Dasyuromorphia; Dasyuridae. Gene Ontology annotation, biological process: regulation of transcription by RNA polymerase II; cell differentiation.